This is a messenger RNA of Archocentrus centrarchus (flier cichlid), 3963 nucleotides long. It is a transcript of the gene ppp3cb, whose product is annotated as protein phosphatase 3, catalytic subunit, beta isozyme. Gene Ontology annotation, molecular function: calmodulin-dependent protein phosphatase activity. The transcript is spliced from 13 exons. The record is from RefSeq and is a predicted model, not a curated record. The coding region runs from base 124 to 1740 and encodes 538 amino acids. Lineage: Eukaryota; Metazoa; Chordata; Actinopteri; Cichliformes; Cichlidae. Gene Ontology annotation, biological process: calcineurin-mediated signaling.
CCUAGCGGUGGUUUCGUGUUACUGAAUAAUACCCUACAGAGACACAGCCGGGAGAGCGAUAGAGGUAAAAAGCAGGGAGGGAGAUGAGCAUCUUGUUCCAAUGAAACAUCAAGCAGUGUGACGAUGACAGCGAAAGGCAGACAUAAAGCGGUCCCCUUCCCCCUGGCCCACCGGCUGACCAUGAAGGAGGUGUUUGAUGCGGAGGGCCGGCCGCGGGUGGACCUGCUCAAAGCUCACCUCACAAAGGAAGGCCGUCUCGAGGAAGCUGUGGCCCUGCGCAUCAUCGAUGAGGGCGCCGCCAUCCUGCGCCAGGAGCGCACUAUGUUGGAUAUUGAGGCGCCAGUCACGGUGUGUGGAGAUAUCCACGGCCAGUUCUUCGACCUGAUGAAGUUAUUUGAAGUGGGAGGUUCUCCUGCGAACACACGCUACCUCUUCCUAGGGGACUAUGUGGACAGGGGGUACUUCAGUAUUGAGUGCGUGCUGUACCUGUGGUCACUGAAAAUCCUCUACCCAAAGACGCUCUUUCUUCUACGGGGGAACCAUGAAUGUAGACAUCUGACAGAAUACUUCACCUUCAAACAAGAAUGUAAGAUCAAGUACUCAGAGCAGGUGUAUGAUUCCUGCAUGGAGGCGUUUGAUUGCCUGCCUCUGGCAGCCCUGAUGAACCAGCAGUUCCUGUGUGUCCAUGGGGGGCUUUCACCAGAGAUUCACACGCUGGACGACAUCAAGAAGUUGGACCGGUUCAAGGAGCCGCCGGCGUUUGGGCCCAUGUGCGACCUGUUGUGGGCCGACCCCCUGGAAGACUUUGGCAACGAAAAGACCCAGGAGUACUUUGGCCACAACACAGUCAGAGGGUGCUCCUAUUUCUACAGUUAUCCAGCAGUGUGCGAGUUCUUACAGACCAACAACUUGCUGUCAAUCAUCAGAGCGCACGAAGCACAGGAUGCUGGGUACCGUAUGUACAGGAAGAGUCAGACUACAGGUUUCCCCUCGCUCAUCACCAUCUUCUCUGCUCCAAACUACCUGGAUGUCUACAACAACAAAGCUGCGGUGCUAAAGUACGAGAACAAUGUGAUGAACAUCCGUCAGUUCAACUGCUCUCCUCACCCCUACUGGUUGCCCAACUUCAUGGACGUCUUCACAUGGUCGCUGCCUUUCGUUGGAGAAAAGGUGACUGAGAUGCUGGUCAAUGUCCUGAGUAUCUGCUCUGACGAUGAACUCAUGAACGAUGGAGACGAAAUCUAUGACGGUAAGAAGCCACCAGCAGUGAUUUUUUCUUCUUUUCCAUUUGCUUCUUUUAUUAAUGAAUUUGUGCUUGACUCACUUCCAGCCAGUGCAGCAGCAGCAAGGAAAGAGGUGAUCAAAAACAAGAUCCGAGCCAUCGGGAAGAUGGCGAAAAUGUUCUCCGUUCUACGGGAGGAGAGUGAAAAUGUCUUGACCCUGAAGGGACUGACCCCAACAGGCAUGCUGCCCAGUGGAGUUCUCUCUGGGGGCAAACAGACCCUGCAGAGUGCUACCAUUGAGGCCAUUGAAGCUAUCGAGACAGUUAAGGACUCCGAAGCCAUUCGAGGGUUCUCCCCACAGCAUCGGAUCAGCAGUUUUGAGGAGGCCAAAGGUCUGGAUCGGAUCAACGAGAGGAUGCCGCCGCGUCGUGAUGCCGUCAACAGCGUGGGCCUGUCGAUGGGCCGCAUGAACAUGGGAGAGCCCAAUGGGACCGACAGCAACAGCAAUAUACAGUGAUGGACGUACACUCCCACGUGACCCGAGCACACUCCUGCAGUUACAACACUGAUAUGGUCCCAUAUUUAAAAAAUAUCUGUACAUAGGCAUAAAUACACAAGAAAAAUGCAUCUCAUACACACACACACACACACACACACGCGCGGAGUAUUUCCUUUACUAAAUAGGUACAGACAACAUAACACACACAUGCAAUUACAUACACAUACCCCUAGCCCUUUUUCCUGUUGCCCUCAGCUGUUAUGUAAAGGCAUGAGCGUACCUGGACUUUACCACCAAAGGCUAUUCUCUUCACUGAACUGAUUGGCCCUAUUUAGAGAACUACAACUCCCAUGUACCUGCACAACAACAGGAAAGACUCUCCAAAAAGUACUCCCCACGCAAAGCACGAGGAGCUUGCUGUUCACCUUGUAUGUUGGGGGAUCACCAGCGGGUUGACAGUGACAAACCUGUGAUGGCAAUCGGGGGGUUCGGGGAGGGGGCAGGGAAGCCUUUAAGUCAUGUAUGCUUCUUUUUCCUGUUUCCAUCCCCAAAACAGGAAGUGGAACCAAACAUAUGCUGAUUUUUCUAAAGCCGUGGAUUUGCCUGAACAGUGUCAGUGUCUGUGAGGCUAUAUAUCGGGGGGGCGUUUGCAUACACGAGCAGAUGUGGCCAUCAGGCAGGCGACAGUGAGAAAAAGUUUUGAUGUGUGGUGUGAGCGAGAGAUGUGCGGAGAUAAUCUCAAGCUGCAGUCUAAUCUGAGCCCUCGCUGUCCUUUAUUUCUCUGGAGAUUCACGUUUUUAUUUUGUAGCACCACACUGCACGCAUUCACCACUUGAAGUCAAGUGGCAGACAGUCCACCCCACCCCUCCAAAGAAACAAAGAAACCCCCCUGGUUCCAAAACACAGUCCAGGAUCAUAUUUGAAGUGUUUCUCCCCACAUGUUCGUGUAAAUAGAAUAAAUAAGACAGAUUUUAUUGCACAUCUGGUGACAGGAUGCAAGAUGCAGUAUAUCGUAAGUAGGAUGCUUAAUGGACUGUAUGUGUGUGUGUGUGUGUGGGGGGGGGGGGGGGUACGCGGGGGAGUUGAAAUGUGAAUCCAACACUCUAUCCAUUCUCUAUUCAUCCUCCUUUCUGCCCGUGUUGCUGUCUGCUAAAAGAUGGCAGUGACGGCCGGGAAUCGCUGGCCUAAAACGCAGGAAAUGAUAUUUCACUGAGGAAACUGACUCUUCUGGUGACGGCGGCAGCCAAGACAACGAGAAGAAGUCAGAAGAAAAAGGUCUUUGUAAAGCAUUUAUAUUAACGCAUCAGUGCAUGCAGAGUUAAGUUCUUUGAUAAUAAUGUGAAGAUUAUAUUUGUGCUCUGUGUUUCACUAUGGUAGGAUUUUUUUUUUCUUCUUGUUUUCUGGCUAAUAUAAAUGAACUGAGGUAUAAUGAAUCAUUUAUUUUGUACAUAAUGUUAAUUUAUUUUUUUUGUAUUCAUUUUGUGUUCAAUUUUGUUGCUUUUUUUUUCUUUCUUCUUUUUCACAACCUGUGUUUCCGUUUUUUUUUUUUUGUUUUUUUUUCCGAGGCUGUACAGAAUGACAAUUCGCUUCUAUUCAAAGUGUCGAGUCCACGUUCUCUCCUCUCUUCUUUGUCGAUGUACAGGAGUUGUUUCUAAUGAUAAAUAUGAAUAAUGAUAAACAAAUAUUAAACUAGCAUUGAUGAAUGACCAUUACUAUAUACAAAGGCACAGGCAUUCAGGCAGCCAAAAGCAUGAUUGCAUGGUUAAAAUUUGCGCUGUUCCAGGCAAAAAGCAGCAGACACAUUUUAACAGGAGGCGUGUUGCCGUCACAACUUAAAGGAAAAAAGUGUACUCUCUCUCUGAUCAUAAUUCUUGAUGAUUCCUCUUGUUAUUUGAUGAUAUUUAUGAGUCUAUGAUUAUUAUGAUUAUAUUUAUUAUGGACAUUAUUCUUAAUAUUUAAGCUCUUUCUCUCUGCUGGUUGCUCUUCAUGUUGCGUUGCUCCUUGGUUGAUCUUGUGCUUCUUUGGGAGAGGUGAACCCCCCUUGGGAGACCCUGUGCCAUAGAAAUUGUGCCACGGUUCUGACUUUCUCUGUCUCUCUCUCUCUGCCUCUCUCUCUCUCUCUCAGUUUUCUCUUUCUCUCGGCUCUCUUUCUGUUUUGACUCCCCGGUCACUAACACUGUAAGCAUGCCCCAUGGGACGAUCCACUUUUUUUACUCUUGAAUAAAAUAUGCAUGAACCUUU